Molecule: messenger RNA, 2360 nt
Organism: Dicentrarchus labrax (European seabass)
Lineage: Eukaryota; Metazoa; Chordata; Actinopteri; Moronidae
Gene: map3k8
Product: mitogen-activated protein kinase kinase kinase 8
Exons: 8
Coding region: 188-1600 (470 amino acids)
Biological process (GO): protein phosphorylation
Molecular function (GO): ATP binding; protein kinase activity
Source: RefSeq, a predicted model, not a curated record
AACACCACCCACGCACUGAUCGACUGUACUUCCUCUGUUUACUUCCUACAAAGCACAAACCGACCUCUCUCACGCAGUCAGUCUGCGUUGGACGCUGGACACACACAAUGGAGAGACGGCAGUCGCGUUAAGCUUCUGAGUCAAAGAUUACGGCAAGUACAGCGGGCUGCACGACUCGAGCAUCAAUAUGGAUUACAAAUAUACUGGAGUAGAACUGCUGUUGGCUCACAUGAAUAUUGAAGACAUCAUCAACGCUGCAGAGACACUGUAUCAGCUUGAGGAAGUGGAGGAGGAGGAGGAGGACGGAGGCUUGUCAUUCGAAGAGGAAGGUCUCUCCCAUGAGGAGAUGGAUGAGAACGAGGAGGCAGGGGACUCAGAGGGCUCAGGGAGUCCGCAAAAGGACUACGUCGAUGGGGUUGGCGGUGUUCGUUACGGGACGGUGACAGACCUCCUGUCCUUUGUCAACCUGCUGUCUAACAUGCAGGCAGCAGCCCUGCAGCACCUGCCUGAGGAGAUGGGGGUCCUGCUGAACAAGAAGUACUUGGCUAUUAAAAAAGGCCGCUACCAGAUCAACAUGGACGUGCUUCUCUUUCCAUGGAAAUUGACUUACAAGAAUCCCGGCCCUGGCCUCGUGCCCAAGGGCUCAUUUGGGAAAGUCCACUUGGCUCAGGACAUCACCACCAGGAAGAGAAUGGCUUGCAAACUGAUCCCCAUGGAGAACUUUAAAGCAGCUGAUGUGGAGUUCCAGGCCCGGUUCCGCCAUGAGAACAUCGCCGAGCUCUACGGCGCAAUUCUCUGCGACCAGAACGUCCACCUGUUCAUGGAGGCCGGAGAGGGCGGCUCCGUCCUGGAGAAGCUGGACAGCUGUGGGCCCAUGAGGGAGUUCGAGAUCAUCUGGGUGACCAAGCAAGUCCUGCGGGGCCUGGAGUACCUGCACUCACACAACGUCAUCCACCACGACAUCAAACCCAGUAACAUUGUUCUGAUGUCAGACAAGGCAGUGCUGGUGGACUUUGGCCUGACGGUGCAGAUGACAGAGGAUAUAUACAUUCCCAGAGACAUGAGAGGAACAGAGAUGUAUAUGAGUCCAGAGCUGGUUCUGUGUCGAGGACAUAACACCAAGGUAGACAUCUACAGCCUGGGCACCACUAUCAUUCACAUGCAGACUGGAAGCCCCCCAUGGGUCCGGAGAUACCCACGCACUGCCUACCCAUCCUACCUCUAUAUUAUCCACAAGCAGGCCCCCCCUCUGGAGGACAUAGCAGAGGACUGCAGCCCAGCCAUGCGCUCCUUCCUGGAGCGAGCCCUGGAGAGGAACCCUGCUUUGCGGAGCUCAGCAUCCGAGCUGCUGAAGGACGAGGCCAUCAACCCGCCCAAGGAGGAUCAGCCGCGCUGCUGGAGCCUUGACUCAGCCCUGGAGGAGGUCACCCACACCAUGCUACGGCAGCAGAGCCAGCACCAAGACACCACACAGGAAUCUUCUCUGUACUCGGAGGACUCUGGACACAUGAGGAGGAAGGGAUCCUUGUACAUUGACCUGGGGGCCUUGUCAGGGUACAGCAAACUGGUGGCAGGCCCCCCCACUUCAGAAUAUGGCUAGCACAGCUCACCAUUUCUUCGGCCAAACUUAAACUGAAGCCAAUUAAGCCAAUUUACUUUUGUAAGGCUUCAAAGAGUGUCUCACUCUUCACCAUCACAGGACAGAUGAAUAGUUCAGACAGGUGGACAGCUGCAGGCGACGUGGCUCAUUGAUGAACUGCAUUGGUUUACAAGUUGUAAUGAAUGGAAUUAGCUCAUCUAUAAUGCUGUAAUGGACUGAUGUGACUCAACAACACUGCAGGACAGUGGUUGGAAGAGAUGCAUUGUGUAUCAAUGUGCAUUAACUGUUAGUUAUUGGUAUCAUUUCCCAGAGCUCCCUACAGGGUUCUUGUACAGUACAUGCUAAACUUCAGUGUGGUAGUUAACACAGUAAUCAAAUAUAUGCAGUUUUGUUCUCAUGAAACUAUGUCUAAUAGUCUUCUACAAUAAGUUAUUUAAUCACUAAAAGUAUGUAAGCUACGUGUUAAAGUAUGUGUGCACCCUGCAGACAUGUAUGAUAUGUAGUUCUUUAUGGACUUUCUUCUGUUAAUUCCUGUGGAAUAUUAAUAGCAUUAUGAUGCUGUGCAAAUGACACUUCUGUGGAAUGCAUGGGAUUUCUGAUUUGUGUUUUGUACAUCUUGUGAGAUGAGGCCUGCUGUGCUUGGUACUAAAAAAACAACAGUGUUACUUCUGUUUUCUUUAUUAUUGAGCAUAAAAAUUGCCCGGAGUUUAAAAAUGUGUCAUUAUGUAAUAAAUGCAAUAAAAUGAAAAUCCCACACUGA